Messenger RNA from Aspergillus glaucus CBS 516.65, 2067 nucleotides. RefSeq names its product Leucine Rich Repeat domain protein. The transcript is spliced from 3 exons. Bases 1 to 2067 code for a protein of 688 amino acids. The record is from RefSeq and is a predicted model, not a curated record. NCBI's taxonomy places the organism in Eukaryota, Fungi, Ascomycota, Eurotiomycetes, Eurotiales, Aspergillaceae.
AUGUCUUCCUCCGCCGCCCCCUCCGCCACCGUCGCUUCGGCCUGCGCUUCUCACCACCAUAAACCCUCCUUUUCUCGUUUCACCACUGCGCCCGCAGGCUAUUCUGCUACUCAGGAGGGUGUCCCUCACUCUCCCCGAGACGAAUCGCCCCAGAUCUCCAACUGCUCUUCUCCGGACGGAUCGCGCUCCAGCAGUCGCCGCCGUGACUCGUUUGGCUCUAUCAAGGAAGACGUCGACGGCGUCGCGCAGUCCUUUGUCGACACCCAUAUCGACCACCCCCCGAACGAAGAACCCGCCAAGCCCAACGUCUCGGAAAUGCUCCAGCAAGCUCCCGACUUUUGUUGUCCCUGUGGUGGCUUUUUAGGAUGGAAGCAAAUUCGCCUUGGCGGGAAGAGUCUGAGCCGGAGCUACAGUGAUCUCCGGGCGCUCGGGAGCUUGCAAACUCGUGGAUGGGCCUGGGAGACUGCUCCCGCCUUAAGUGACGCUCGUCCUUCCUUCUCCAAGGAAUUGAAGCCACCGCAGCCACAGCAAUUGCAACCUGUGCAGCAGUUGGAGCCUCAGGAAACCCAGCCGCCCCGCCGCACAUCGGCCCUGGAGAGACUCCCUCCUGAGGUUCUUGAUGUAAUUAUCUCCGACUUGGCAGUGGACAUCCCUCCCAAUGGCUUCACCCCGCGGAACGUCGACUUGGUUUGCUGCCUCUUGGCCUCCCGCACGUUGCACGCCGCCACCCUCGGUGUUUUGUACCGCAACAUGACCUUCCCCCACUCGAUCGUUUUUUCCAAGGGUCUCAACCACCUGACUCAGUAUCCCGCCCUGGGAACCCUCGUCCGUCGACUUGACUUUUCCCACUUCACCUCUGUCGGUCUGGGUCGCACCAAGCAGAUGAAUGCUGAGAUUCAGAAUCUUACUUCUCGGACCCUGCUGCAAUGCCUGAACCUUUUGCCCAACCUCAGGGAAUGUUUGCUCCAGGAGCACGUGGAAGGUGACAUCAGCAUCGAGAUUCUGCAGAAGUUGUUCUUUGGUUUACCCAACAUGAACGCCAUCGACUUUUGCGGCUGUUCCACCCAGUCCUUCUCGACCAUCUUCCUUGAGGCCUUGACCACUGUCUCGCCUCUUCCCCCAACUCUGCCCAACUUGAAACGCCUCUCGCUCCAUGAGUGCAGCAGUCUGUCGGCAGAAGCUUUCGAGCUCCUGCUUCCCCGCUUGGUCAACGUCACCCACUUGGACCUCACCCACACCCUGGUCACUGAGGAGGCGCUUCUGUCCAUCCCAAAAACGGCCCGGAUCACGCACCUGAGUCUGUCCCGCUGCACACGCCUGCGUGGAAACACCUUAGUCCACUUCUUGACUACUCAUCCUGCCGUGCGCGACUCGCUCGUUUUCUUGAACCUGCUCACGGAUGCGACCCGCUACCGCACUCUGGACGAGGAUCAUCUCCACGCCUUGCUCCCCAAGUUGCCGUCUACGCUGCGCUCUUUGAACCUGGGCGGUGCCAAGGUCAGCUCGGAGCACACUCGCUUACUUCUGCCCUUGACCAAGCAUCUGGACGAGCUUGGGUUGAGUUCGGCCGAUCUGACCGCCAAGGAUCUGAACACCUUCUUUGCUCCCCCGUCUCCUCCUCCUUCUCACUUGACGGGAGAACAGGAUGAUCAAAUGGCCAUUGACCAACCUCCGGCCCCGCCGGCAUCGGAAUGGGUUCCCCCGUCUCUGGCCUAUAUGGAUCUCAACAAGGUUCCUCAAUUGACGAUUGGCACCAUUUUCAACACCAACACCUGCUUGUUGCUCUCGCAGCAGAGCUACCCCCUGCAGGUCAUUGAAUUUGGUGACAAGAUCAUCGCUCCCUUGCGCGAGCGCACCAAGAACACCAAGUCCUCCUCCGGCUGGAUGAUUCGUGAACUGGGUCGACGUGGAUGGUACGUCCGUGACCCCGACUCGAUGCCCUCGCGCCUAUCCGACGACGGCUCUCGCUCCUGGAAAAUGGGCGCCCGUUGGUGGGGAAUGAGAAAAAUCCCCGUUGCCGUCGGAGACGUGGGAGGCAUCUAUGGACAUUACAUGUUCAAAAAGUGA